Exaiptasia diaphana is the source of this 5421-nucleotide messenger RNA. Its product is annotated as voltage-dependent L-type calcium channel subunit alpha-1C. Gene Ontology annotation, cellular component: voltage-gated calcium channel complex. Bases 46 to 1515 code for a protein of 489 amino acids. The transcript has 10 exons. The record is from RefSeq and is a predicted model, not a curated record. Lineage: Eukaryota; Metazoa; Cnidaria; Anthozoa; Actiniaria; Aiptasiidae. Gene Ontology annotation, molecular function: high voltage-gated calcium channel activity. Gene Ontology annotation, biological process: calcium ion import across plasma membrane.
GAGAACUUGUACCCUGCAUUUUUAUGUAGCGCUUGUUGUAAUGGAAUGUUUAUUUUCUUUCAGAUUAUUAACUUGUUCGUAGCCGUUAUUAUGGAUAAUUUUGACUAUCUUACACGAGAUUGGUCAAUCCUUGGUCCUCAUCAUCUAGAUGAAUUUGUCAGGGUGUGGUCGGAGUACGAUCCAGAAGCGAGUGGUUGUGUAAAACACUUGGAUAUCGUGACAGUACUCAAAAGAAUAGCUCCUCCUCUUGGAUUUGGGAAAUUCUGCCCCCAUAGAGAGGCCUGCAAGCGUCUUGUUAGUAUGAACAUGCCAUUGAACAGGGACGGCACGGUAAAUUUCAACGCGACCUUAUUUGGUUUGGUUCGAACUUCACUGAACAUCAARAGACCCGAAGACUACCGUGUCUAUUUUCUAGGCAAGGGUUCUUUGGAAAAGGCAAAUGAAGAGAUGAGAGCCAUUAUUAUGAAGGUUUGGCCCAAAACAUCGCCAGAAUUCCUGGACACAAUUGUUCAGCCACCUGGUGGAGACGACGAGGUGACAGUCGGCAAGUUUUAUGCCACAUAUCUCAUCCAGGACUACUUCAGGCGCUUUAAAGCUAGACAACGCGCUGAAAACUUGCAAGGUAGAGAGGGACAUACGACACAAGCUUUGCAGGCUGGUCUCCGUACUCUGCAUGGUCUUGGUCCUCAACURAGGAGAGCAAUUUCAGGCCAGUUGGACAAUGACGAUGAAGAGCUAUUUUUGAAGGAAGACGCACAGCAAAAAUCACAGCAUAAGCGGUUCUGGGAAAGUCUGAAAAAUGCCGUGACACCCUCACCACGACAUAGUAGACCCAACAGUUUUCGUCGUCCUGGUUCAGUUCGUCUUUCAGCGUUCAUCAAAAAGAGUAACAACAAUACCCCGGAGACUACAAGAAAGAUAUCUUUGCCGGCAACACUGAGUGUUCAAAAGGCGCCACGUGAGAGACAAGUACUGGURCCUCUCCAUAGUGAUGACAGUGACUCAGAAGAUAAGCGAUUAUUCGUUCCAGAACAUCAACCUCUAAAAGGUGCAAGAAGUUUUCCUUUGACUGUAACCGCAAAUGGAAACGUAAAUACAGACACUUCGCUCGAAACUCGCGAGCGUAGCAAAAGCGAGAUACUAUCUCCUCGAACUCCUUCUCAAGAACUACAGCAAGACAAUCUUAACAGGGAAAAGUCUUCCAGUGCUUAUGAAGCUGUAGGGAGAGCGUUAGUCGAGGAGGGACUGGACGAUGAUGAUACUAUGGUCCGUGUUGUAGAGCAGGAAAUUGCUGAGGCUUUUGAUGUUUCGACCGAACGGUUAAACGAAGCUGCUGAAAGACUUUUAAACGAGCUUGAGGCAACUUUAAGUUCGGACGAAGAAGGAGAAAAGGCAGAUUCAGAAACUUCGGUGUUGAAGAGUGACGACGAUUCGGAUAGUGACARACCGUCUCAUUUUUGGAGAGAAGGUCUAAAAAGUAUGCCAGAUAAUUGUAUUGUUAUAACAGACCUUUGAUCUUAGUCGAAUUCUUGGAAGCUUUAUUGGAACUUGUCUUCUUCGUGAAUUUAACGAAAAUGAUAUUGGUUUGGUAAUGGUUUUAUACUAGAUUGGAACACAGUUUUAUAGAAUGGAUGUAUAUGUUUAUUACGAACAUUUGAUUGUUCGACAAACCUCUUGGUCCGACUACGAUUCGUUGGUUCCAAUUACAAAUGCGCUUGUGAACGACAUAUAGCCGUGCAAUGUGCAAUAUCAGUUGGAUCCAAGCUCAGCAAAGGGAGAUCGCUAACGUUUCGGAGCCUCAAAAUUCAGGCAAGACUUCAUCUUGGAUCGGUAAAGGAUUCAAUGGAAAUAAUUUGAAAAUAUUUGGUAGGACAAAGGCAUGGGUUUUAUUUGCCAUUAUAGUACAGCAUAUUUUAUAACAAUUGAUGGCAACUUCGCUAUUGAUAAUAGCAUCAAUUGUUUAUUUAUUUUGGCUUCAUAGUAAUAUAUAAUCACGCCACUUUAUAUUUUUUUUAUUGUGCCCAUUUUUAUUAAUAGAAUUCGUUUAAAUUUUGUCCGAAGUAUGAAUAAGAGCAACAGUUUUAUAAAACUCCGUUGGUCACAUAACGUUAACUGACAACCAUAGUAAAGAGAAACUACUUUUCUUUUUGUCUUGAGUUGUUUUAAGUUAUUUUUGUUUUGCUUUUUGAAAAAAAAUUCUAAGAAUUUUUUUGAUUGAUUUAUUGGUCGGUGGUUGUUGUUAUUUUUGGUUGUUGGUAUUAGUCUUAGUGUUUUCUGUGCUUGCGUGUUUGUUUGUUUGUGCGAUCUUCUGUAUAAUUUAAUCAAAGGUCUUUCUUAUCUAUGGAAAUCGGUCGUCAGUGAUCAUGUAGCUAUGUUUGGUCAUGCUGUUGUUUUAUUCAUCAUUAUCGAGAAAGAAAUCUUUGCACAUUACACUGCUUUCAAAGUAGAAUACGUAAAUAAUAUCUAGUGUUGUAGUUUUGUAGAACAUAGAUUUAAUAGAGAAAUAGAAUUUAGUAAUUUAAUAGUCUAAUGUAUAUCAACAGCAAUAUUUUGCAUUCAUAAUAUCGCGAAGCCCAUUCAAAGGGACACAUUUUAAUAUCCAAAAAUGAAUUAAAUUUUUCAGCAAUUAAUACAAUUUUAUAACAAAUUUGAAAAAAGCAUUUAGCUUCAUAAAAAAAAAGAAUUGUCAAUAUUUCAAAAUUCAAUUUAUUACUUUUUGCUAUGAAACAAUUUGUAAGGUCAUCAAGAUGAUAUAUGGUAUAUUAUCACUAAAUUGACCAAAAUAGAAAAGCUUAAAUUUUACACCUUUUUAAAAAUAUUUGUUGUCCCAAAUCUACGCAGUAAGACYCAAAGGAAUCGUGGGAGGUGUUARCGUUAAGGCAUUUGCCAGUCCAGUAAUAAUAAUGGCAUGRAUUUUCUCAGAUGUUUAAUCAGACUUAAAUAAUCUAUUUAAGGAACGCACGAUGAAUUGACACUUCCCAGAUCACCUUAGGAGAUUAUUGCUGUGCUUAACUUUUUUGACGACAAUGUUUUUGAAAUCGGUGUAAACCGCUAUAUAUUGUACAUUACGAACGAUUAAUUAUUUUAAUUGGUUCAUCCAGUAAAGUCAACUUUAUUAUAGCUCAUCAAGACUCAAUCUAAAUUAUUACAGAACCAUUAUUUAAUACUUGUUUCUUGAAGUGGACGGUUUUAUAUUUGAUAAACCUUUUUCAACCAGUGCUUGAACGCUUAAAGAGUCGUUUUUAUUCGCCCGUGCCAUGAAAAUAACUAUUUAGACACUGUUUACAUGAGAUAGGGUGCCCUUACGUGGUAGGGCCAACUCUUUUGCUUUCUUUUCCCUGGAGAAUUUAAAACAAAGGAGUUUGGCCCUACCCCUAUGGGCACCCUAUCUCAUGUAAACGGAGUCUUAGUUGGUAUUUGUUUGUAAAGAGCAAAAGAAAACAAUAGAUUCAGAGUGUGAAACUAUGCUCUUCUAUAGGCCUUUCCCGAAUUUGGAUGAUUUUUGUGUGUGAUUUUUUUUAGUUGAGUCAGCUGGAAAUCGAAUAUAAAGCAGUCUUCACUUAUAAUGUAAAUAAAAGGCUUCUAGCUGUCUAAGCACCACACCACAUUGAUCCUGCUGAGCUCCUUAUAAGGUUGAUUAUACUGGCGUAAAACCUCCAUUGUAUCAUAAAAAAUCACAUGUAUUUGACUWGUCGUCARAAMGUGACUACUUGGCUCAAACAACCCAAUUUGAUGAUAAAGAUAUUCACAUUGAAAUUGUAUUUAGUAGUAGCUAGUUUAUUUAUCUUUUGAGUUUCAGCCAAGCAGUCACCACUAUAGCGACCAUACGACCGAAAUGUGUCUUCAUGUAAGAUAUUGCGGUCGUGUUGGCGCAUUUGAUGUAGAAAACAUUCCGCAAAAUCUCAUCGGUUUGGGCGCAAUAUUUCAUUUUGAUUCCUAUGAAAAAGUUAUGUAUAGCUUACAGUGAAAAAUGCUGUCGGCUUACAUCAAAUCAAAGCUAUUUUUAAAGGAAAUUUUAGGUAGUUAGAAAUUUGAUUUCAACAGUGGUCGUUUGUACAGAGGGUGUACAGCCCAGUCCUCGGAAUAGACAUUAUCCAUUGGGUUGUAGAGUGAUUGUCAUUAACCCGUGAAACAAGAGUCAUCAGUGUGAAAUAAUAAGGGAUAAAGUAGCAAAAGCAAAACAAAAGGUGCAGAAUAGCGAUUUGUGUAUUUCAUAGUGUAUUCUACGGGUUAAGGAAGAAUUUUAUUGGACGAUCAAUUGGAUCAACUCUUCCUGUACAACCGGCCAAGAUGUCUGCAUUAAAAUUUCUUGUAGAGAAGGGAUGAUCAUUUAUUGAAGAUCGUGAGCCGGAAUCGAAUCACAGUUAAAAGCAUCUAUCUUUAUUAUUGGCAUUUCCUUUCUCCCCUUUGGUCGUAAAUCCAAUCGUUUAUCCUGUUUUGAGACGACAACGUUGUCCAAUUGGUUAUACAAGCUCGUAUCUUUAAAGAUGAACCUUUUGAUGAAUGAUACUCUUUCUAACUCAAUGACAUGUAAUUUGAGACAAUAUUGCGCCUAAACCGAGGUUUAUGCACCAUAACACUUCUUUUCUAUUGAAACGAUUGGUUUAGAUAAAAACAACAAGCCAGAGAAAACAAAAAAAAAUAACCCUAGAUAUUAUUUCAAAUUUAGGAACUACCGGGGGCUUUAGAUUACGCUUUGAGUCCAUUAUUUUUUUGGUUGUAAAGUAUUUGGGAAUACAGUUUCCAAAUGCUAGAUAUUUUUAUAUUAAUUUAAACAUUAUGAAAUACUUGUAGAAUUUGAAGAUUAGUCCUGGUCAUUUAUAUUAAGAAGACUCCAUCAGUUUAUGAAAAAACCUUACACGGAUAAACUAAUGCAUUUUAUCGAGGCAAAAACAAUCCUUUCCAUCGCCUAAAGAAAUUUUUUGAAGUGCAUUAAAAAUAUGCUCUUUUCAGACAAAUUGUUUUUACUUUAAGAGUACACAAUUGCAGGAGGUUUGCAGUUAUUUGAGCCACUUUAGGAAACCAUUAAUAAUAAUAAUUACUCGCUGCACAGUUAAUAUAUAUACAUAUAUGAGUGCCCUCUCCAUAACCAAUGCCCAUUUCCCAGGUCUACUUGCGGUCGUUUUGUGUACUCUUUCCGUAACAACACCGUUUGAAAUGAGCCGUCUUCUUAAUUUUACCCAGUAAAUCAAGCAAUUUUCAAUCCAGGGAAGUAUUUUUGUAGGCAUUUUAUUUAUUUCUGAACUGAAAUCCCUAGGCAUAGUUCUUUUGAUCGAACCGUUUCGUAAGUAUGGCUGUACAAACUAUUUUAUACAUAUAGCCAGACUGGUUUAGUGUAUUGCCUUUUAAAGGCUUUGUAGAGAAGUCUGCUUGAAAUUUAACACUGAGAGGGAAAGAAAUAAAACUAUUUUGUACAAACUA